AUGGGGAUCUUCGAGCCGUUCCGUGCGAUCGGCUACAUCACGGCGGGCGGCGUGCCCUUCUCCGUGCAGCGCCUCGGCACCGAGACCUUCGUCACUGUCAGCGUCGGCAAGGCCUUCCACGUCUAUAACUGUGCUAAGCUGAAUUUGGUUCUUGCUGGACCCCAACUGCCCAAGAAGAUCCGUGCUAUUGCAUGCUACAAGGAUUAUACAUUUGCUGCUUAUGGAAGUGAUAUUGCAGUUUUCAAAAGGACUGAUCAGGUGGCUACUUGGAUUAGACAUGAAGAAAAGGUCAACAUGCUAUACCUGUUUGGAGAAUAUGUUCUAAGUGCAGAUGCUAAAGGUAAUGUAUUCAUGUGGGCCUUCAGAGGAGCAGAACCAAACACUGAACCAGUUGGAAGCAUAUCAUUGGGAGACAAGUUCACCCCAACAUGUAUCAUGCAUCCUGAUACUUACCUAAAUAAGGUAAUUGUUGGUAGCGAAGAAGGCCCCUUGCAGCUGUGGAAUAUCAGUACAAAAAAGAAACUGUAUGAUUUCAAUGGUUGGAACUCACCGGUUCGGUGUUGUGUCUCUUCGCCUGCCCUGGAUGUAGUUGCUGUCGGAUGUUCUGAUGGGUCAGUUCAUGUUCAUAAUGUAAGAUAUGAUGAAGAAUUGAUGUCUUUCAACCAUCAGAUUCGUGGUGCUGUGACUGCACUGUCAUUUCGAACAGAUGGGCAACCCCUUUUGGCCUCUGGAGGUUCUUCAGGCGUUAUCAGCAUAUGGAAUCUUGAGAAGAGACGGCUGCAUUCUGUGAUUAGGGAGGCCCAUGAUGGUUCAAUAGUUUCACUUCACUUUUUUGCGAACGAACCUAUUCUGAUGAGUUCAGCUGCUGAUAAUUCAAUCAAAAUGUGGAUAUUCGAUAGUAAUGAUGGAGAUGCUCGUCUGUUACGAUUUCGAAGUGGUCACAGUGCUCCACCUAGGUGCAUAAGAUUCUAUGGCAAUGGAAAAUGCAUAUUAUCUGCUGGUCAAGAUCGUGCAUUUCGUCUUUUCUCAGUUAUCCAGGAUCAACAAAGUAGAGAGCUUUCUCAGUGGCAUGUGGCAAAAAGAGCAAAAAGGCUAAGAGUAAAGGAGGAAGAGAUCAAGCUAAAACCAGUUGUUACAUUUGACUGCGCUGAGAUACGCGCACGUGACUGGUGUAACGUUGUCACAUGCCACAUGGAUACUCCACAGGCAUAUGUAUGGCGUCUUCAGAACUUCGUUAUUGGUGAACAUGUUUUGACACCAUCGUCAAGCACUGUGACACCGAUUAAGGCUUGUGUGAUAAGUGCAUGUGGUAAUUUUACUAUCUUGGGCACUGAAGGUGGUUGGAUCGAAAAAUUUAACCUUCAAUCAGGGUUUAGUCGUGGUAGUUACAUUGACACUUCGGUGGCAAUGCAAUGUGCACAUGAUGGUGAAGUUGUUGGGUUAGCUUGCGAUGCCACAAAUGGCGCUCUGAUUAGUGCUGGAUACCAUGGUGAUAUUAAGGUAUGGAAUUUUAAAACUUGCAAGCUGAAAUCCAGAUUGGAUGUUGGUAAAUCUGUCACUAAAAUUGCAUUUCACCGGCCAAAUGGUCUUCUUGCUACCGUAGCAGGUGAUAUGGUACUUAUAUUGUUUGAUACGGUGUCCAUGAAAAUGGUUCGUAGAUUUGAAGGACAUACAGACCGUAUCACUGAUCUGUGCUUCAGUGAGGAUGGAAAAUGGCUCAUCUCGUCUAGCAUGGAUGGGACUCUUAGGAUUUGGGACAUCAGUUUAGCAAGGCAGAUAGAUGCAAUGCAUGUUGAUGUAUCUAUAACAUCUGUCUCUCUGUCUCCUAAUAUGGAUGUGCUGGCAACCACUCAUGUUGAUCAAAAUGGUGUCUACCUCUGGGUUAAUCAAUCUUUAUUCUCGGCCUCAACAAAUACUGAAAAUUAUGGCAGUGGUAAACAUGUACGGAAUGUGUGUUUGCCAGCUGUUUCAUCUACAGAGAGAUCUGAGGAAGAACAAGUUCAGAAUUCAGGAGAGUCAUAUAAGUCCAGUAUUAAACCUUUUGUCAUGAUGGAUCAUCAAAUACCCAAUCUAGUCACCCUCUCCUUACUUCCAAAGAGUCAAUGGCAAAGUUUGACAAAUCUUGACAUUAUAAAGGUUCGCAAUAAACCAAUUGAGCCACCUAAGAAACCUGAGAAGGCACCUUUCUUCUUGCCUUCAGUUCCAUCCCUUUCUGGGGAGAUAUUGUUUGAGCCCCCUGCCAGGACAGAAGAAACAGACAUCAGUACCACUAAGAAUACAAAUCAUAAGAUGUCUGAGCUCUCCUCUCAUUUCAGUCAGCUGUUGCAAUCUUGUGGUGAAACAAAGAACUAUUUGGCUUUUACUGACUACCUAAAAGGCCUGUCACCAUCGUCUUUAGAUAUGGAACUGCGAAUGCUACAAAUAAUAGAUGAUGAAGAGUCUGAAGGUCUGGAGCAAAGACCUGAGCUUCAGUCCAUUUCAUCGCUGUUGGAUUAUUUCAUUCAUGAACUUUCCUUCAGGAAUAACUUCGAGUUUGUCCAGGCUGUUCUGAAAUUGUUUUUGAAGGCUGGAGCUCCACAUACCAGGGCAUACAUGGUGUCUAAUACUGCAGGAAUUGUGGCCAUUGGGUUGAGAAAGUGGGUAUAG
Miscanthus lutarioriparius is the source of this 2646-nucleotide messenger RNA. The record is from the annotation of a GenBank genome assembly. NCBI's taxonomy places the organism in Eukaryota, Viridiplantae, Streptophyta, Magnoliopsida, Poales, Poaceae.